ACGCAUUAAACUUCGCGCCGUUAAAAAGACUGGCAAGGCUUGGAGUGUAAACAAUACCCUCUGCCUGCUGGAAGCUAUAGCCAACCGAGUAUGCCUAAUUUUACGUGUGCCGUGGCUGACUGCACGUCAGAUAGCAGAAAAGGAAAAGAAAGACGAAACAAGCAACUGAAGAGGUGAAAGGAUUUGUCAGAUUUCCAAGUGAUAAGAAGGAACCCAGAAGACGGAAGAUGUGGGAGGAGAGAUGCAGGCGAGCUGGUGGUUGGAAAGCAACAGUGAAUCAUGCUGUAUGCUCCUUGCACUUCGUAGAAUGGAACAAUGGACCAUCAGCAGAACAUCCAGACCCAGUUUUGUUUGCUUAUAUCGGGUGGGGAAGGAAUUACAGUGCAACAUGCAAACAUUGUGCCCUGAAGAAGAGGUGCUACCCCAAGAUGUCCAAGACUGGGUAGAGGUGGAAGUAUGCACUACCACAGACGAUUCAGGUACUACAGUUCCUGAUGUGAGCUGCACUAUUUUGGGUGACCACACAUAUGGAGCUUGUACCCAAAGUGAAACUGCUGCAGACCCAGUAGAUGUGGAGGUGCAGACUGAUCAGUGUACAACACUUGAAAAAGCUUCACAAACUCAUGAGUGUGAAUGCAACAAUGCUGGAGAAGACGGAGCAUUACACAACGCCUUCAUUCAGAAAAUUCUCAGCAACACCAACAGCAUUAAGAGAUAUACAGGCAUGCAAAAAAAGGAUUUUUAUUAUUUGUUUAACUUGAUCAAAGAAAAUUUAACAGACAUACACUAUUGGAGACGGCCAAAUAAGGUCAAGAAAGAGAAUAUACCACCAAAGAAUAGUAAAGCAUCUACAAAUAGCAAAUUGUCAUGGUUUCAUGAAUAUUUAAUGACCCUAGUACACAUCAGAACAGGAUAUGAUGUAACUACGUUAGGGGAUCUUUUUGAAGUUUCACUAAAUGUUGCAAGUAGCAUUAUAAUAACUUGGAUUAAUGUCCUUUAUUUAGUCAUGAAGGACUGGCUGAUAUGGCCAACUGCAGCACAGGUGCGUGCAAGUUUGCCUGAUGAUUUUCCGAAAGAAUAUUCAGACACACGAACAAUCCUAGACUGCACCGAAAUGUUUACAGUAAAGCCCACUAAUCCUUCAGCUCAGGCUGCUACUCCGAAAGAAUAUUCAGAUACACGAACAAUCCUAGACUGCACCAAAAUGUUUACAGUAAACCCCACUAAUCCUUCAGUUCAAGCUGCUACAUAUUCACAAUAUACCAAUACACCAAUCGAUGUGGCUCCUUAUGGAUCAGAUUGUGUUGAUAGUUGCAAUACUAUGCAAUAUGAUGCCUCCACUUGUGUAGAUCUACCCCCACACUCUCUACUAUGUAAUUCAAAAGGACAUGUAAAGAUAAUAGUUUUUGUAGAAAUGUUUAUUAAUAAAUAUAUAAGAAAUGUUUAUUAAUAAAUAUAUAAGAAUCAAUGUGGUAUGGUAAAUAAUUAUUGAAAUUGAAUUACACAGACUUUAUUGCUAGAAAAAAAUACAUUCAGAUAUGGCAAUAAUGUAUAUUUGACUAGUAUUUAGAACUAAAAACAAACCAAAGACACACGACUCGUGCAAAUACAACACUGUACAAACAACUGUGCAGACAACAGGCACACAUGAGGCAGAAACAAAUAUGCAAUCACUAAGAAAAGAUC
Messenger RNA from Portunus trituberculatus (swimming crab), 1686 nucleotides. RefSeq lists its product as uncharacterized. The record is from RefSeq and is a predicted model, not a curated record. The transcript is spliced from 3 exons. Bases 242 to 1450 code for a protein of 402 amino acids. Lineage: Eukaryota; Metazoa; Arthropoda; Malacostraca; Decapoda; Portunidae.